This is a messenger RNA of Gasterosteus aculeatus aculeatus (three-spined stickleback), 1411 nucleotides long. It is a transcript of the gene glipr2l, whose product is annotated as GLI pathogenesis-related 2, like. NCBI's taxonomy places the organism in Eukaryota, Metazoa, Chordata, Actinopteri, Perciformes, Gasterosteidae. Gene Ontology annotation, cellular component: extracellular region. The record is from RefSeq and is a predicted model, not a curated record.
CAUUCGAGGGAAUAAUGUGAAGACAUGAGGUGGGUGUGUGCUGCUGUGAGCCACAACCACAGAGCAUGCAGAUAGAAGUGUUUGUGUGUCUGUGAGUUCGAGAGGGACAGGCAGGUUACGCUCCGUCAAGUGAAACAAACCUCUAGGAAGAAGCAUGUUAAGCAAUUAUUUUCCACAGCCAGAAAAAUAGCUGAAGAGGAACUUUUAACACAACGUCCUGUAAGUGGAGUGAGACCGGCGGAAGGCCCUGAAAUACAGUAUUAGCUGCUUCAAAGUGUCUGCAUUAGAUAGACGUUGAAAUAGGAAGAGAGAGGAGCACAGGGGAAGGAGGCAGUGGGGAGGAGAGCAGCAGCCGAAAGCAAGUCUUUCGUUCAGGGUUAAGCCUGUUAGUUACCUUACUGAAGGCUUCCUGCGUCAGCACCAUGGGAAAAUCAGCCUCCAAGCAGUUUUCCGAGGAGGUGCUGCGGUGCCAUAAUGAGCUCAGGAGGAAACACCAGGCUCCUCCAAUGAAGCUGAGCAGCAAGUUAAGCAGAGAAGCUACCCGUUAUGCUGAAAGUCUGGCCAGUACCCGGAUAUUGAAACACAGUGUGGAGUCGAGCAGAGGGAGCUGUGGAGAGAACCUGGCGUGGGCCUCCUAUGACCAAUCAGGAAAGGAUGUUGCAGACCGCUGGUAUGACGAGGUGAAGCAGUACAACUUCAACCGCCCUGGAUUCUCCUCCGCCACUGGCCAUUUCACAGCGAUGGUGUGGAAGAGCAGUAACAAGCUGGGGGUCGGUAAGGCCACUGCAUCAGACGGUUCUUCCUUUGUGGUGGCCCGAUACUUCCCCGCUGGAAACAUUACUAACCAGGGACACUUUGAGAACAACGUCCUCCCGGCUAAAACCCCCACCUAACGAAGUAUAGAUCCACAACACCUGACUGCAGAGUCUGGAGUUAUCUGCCUGCACUGCUAUAAAUACUCAGGAGAGCACCACUCUUGGCAUAGUAAAGAUGGUUUAAAGUCCAUGUUUUCUUUUAUUUUUAAAAGGAACCCGUGUGUGCUACAGUUUAGCAUAAAAGAAGCACUACUGUUUGACAUUUCUAACAAAACGUUUUCAGGGACCAUUCAAAUUGCCUGUGACAGUAUUUAAUUAAUCAAUGCAAAUACCUUUUUUUUUUAAAUAUUUUCACGCACUGAAAUACAUUAGAGCUUCACGUCUGUAUUUAUGGAAGAAUGGAAGCUAAGUCAGUCAAAGGGAUAGGCUUUACACCUUUAUAUGUAUUUGCAUAGUUGAAAGCUGAUGAAUCAACAUUCUUGGUAUUGGUUUGUGUUAUUGGCAAAACUUGUCAGAGCAGAUCCCUGUAGCCGGCCAGAUUUGAUCAAUAAAGUUGACAGAUUGUCAGAAAUGCAUUUGGCAUCUGUCUGAGCAUG